AAUUGGCCGGUUGGGUUUGUCGACUCCGCGUCCCGCCGUUGCUGCUCUUGCUCUUACAGGCACUCUACCAGCGCUCGCAGCCUCCUUCAGGCUUCAGGGAACGAUGCGCGCGGAGCUUGUCCAUGUGCUCUCUCUGCAUGCGGGGAAACCAACAAGUGGAGAAGGUGGGGUUUGGCUGGGCGAGCAAAGGCCAGCCUGUCGUGCGAGUCCGGCCCACCCCUCAUCCCUAGGCACUCCGCCCUGCGACCUAAGCGAGUUUGUCAGAAGAGCCACAGUCAGUAGUCAGUAGCAACAGCUGUCGUCGGCAGGUUCGCUGGCAUAGCCGAAAGAACGCAGCCUGCCUGGUUUGAGUGGGCGCCGUGGGGCGAGUUGAGGGCGGGCCGUCCUGUCCUGUCGGGCAAAAGAGCAACCUCGCGACCCCUUGUUGCAUCGUCUGUCUCUCUUCAUCUCUCUCCCUACUCACACCACCACAACCAUGUUCGGCAGCAAGGAGAAGCACAGCAGCGAAAAGGAGUACUCGUACGCGCAGGACGUGGAGAUCGCGCCCGCCGUCAACCGCGAGGGCGACGACCUGGUCUACGAUGCCGUGUUCGGCGAGAUCUCAGACAACGGCCCCAACUACCGAGGUGUCGGCUCCGUAGGCUCGUGGGUCCUCAUCACCAAGGCCAACAUCGGGCUGGGUAUCCUCGGCAUUCCGUCAGUGUUCAUGACGGUCGGCCUUGUCCCCGGCAUCCUCAUCAUCCUGGGCCUGCAGUCGGUCAUUGCGUACUGCGGCGCCCAGAUCGGCCCCUUCAAGUCGCGCCACCCCGAGGUGUACGGCAUCGCGGACGCGGCGUACAUCCUCGGCGGACGCGUGUGGAAGGAGAUCUUUUUUGUUGUCUUCUGGAUCAACAUGGUCAUGGUCUUCUCGACGUGUAUCGUGUCCAUCUCGACGGCGAUCAACGCCAUCAGCGUGCACGCGGCGUGCACGGCCAUCUGGAUGGUCGUCGCGUACGUGUUUGGCAUGAUGCUCGGCUCGAUCCGCACCCUGGGCAAGAUUACGUGGAUCGGCUGGGCGGGCCUCGUGUCGCUCGUCGCCUCGGUGCUCAUCGUCACUAUCGCUGUCGGCGUGCAGGACCGCCCGGCCGCCGCGCCGCCCACUGGCCCUUGGGACAAGGACAUCAAGAUCUUUGCGCACGCCUCCUUCCAGCAGGUCAUGGGCGCCAUCUCGACCGUGCUCUUCUCGUACGGCGCCGUGCCCUGCAACUUUAGCAUCAUCUCCGAGAUGCGCGACCACCGCGUCUAUGUCAAGUCCAUGUCGUACUCGAUCUUCUUCCUCACCGCCGCCUACCUCAUCAUCGGCUGCGUCGUGUACCACUUCUGCGGCCAGUACGUGUCGUCGCCUGCCCUCGGCUCGGCGGGUCCCCUCCUCAAGAAGGUCUCGUACGGCAUCGCGCUGCCCGCGCUCAUCGCCUCGCUUACCCUCUUCGCUCACAUCCCCGCCAAGCACAUCUUUGUGCGUAUCCUUAGCGGCUCGCCCCACCUCACCUCCAACACCCCCACCCACUGGAUCACCUGGGAGCUCUGCAUCUUCGCCGGCAGCACCCUCGGCUACAUCCUCGCCUCGGCCGUCCCCACGUUCGGCGCCAUCAUCGGCCUCAUCGGCUCGGUCGUUGUCCCUCUCACCGCCAUCUGCCCGUACCCUGUCAUGUGGUGGCACGACAACUUCCGCUUCAAGGCUAGCCACGAGCGCACUGCCAAGCUCUGGAUCGCCCUCGUCCUCAACUUCUUCAUCCUCCUCAUUGGUCUCUUCAUCUGGGUUGCCGGCACCUGGGCCGCCGUCAAGGACAUCAUCGCCGCCAGCGCCACUACCGGCCCUUGGACCUGCAAGGACAACUCGGGCAGUGUCAAGGAGGACUAG
Molecule: messenger RNA, 1900 nt
Organism: Vanrija pseudolonga
Lineage: Eukaryota; Fungi; Basidiomycota; Tremellomycetes; Trichosporonales; Trichosporonaceae
Product: N amino acid transport system protein
Exons: 3
Coding region: 476-1900 (474 amino acids)
Biological process (GO): amino acid transmembrane transport
Molecular function (GO): L-amino acid transmembrane transporter activity
Source: RefSeq, a predicted model, not a curated record